Molecule: messenger RNA, 919 nt
Organism: Mus musculus (house mouse)
Lineage: Eukaryota; Metazoa; Chordata; Mammalia; Rodentia; Muridae
Gene: Lrcol1
Product: leucine rich colipase-like 1
Exons: 7
Coding region: 195-680 (161 amino acids)
Biological process (GO): lipid catabolic process; digestion
Cellular component (GO): extracellular region
Molecular function (GO): enzyme activator activity
Source: RefSeq, a predicted model, not a curated record
GUGGGGAGGGGGCACAAAGAGUGGGUGUCCUACACUGCUGGGUAGGGGUUUGUUUGGCUAUUGGUAGCUGGUCUUGAUUUGGAACAGAAGCAAAAAGCAGGAAAGCAGGCUGACGUCUGCUUGGAAACUGCAGUUUGGCUGCUCUCGCUGCACAGAGGAGCAAGUGGACCUGAGGCAAGGAGGUCCAACGUGAGAUGUCUGUCUCGGUGUGGCCGCCGCUGCUGCUGCUGCUGCUGCUGCUGCUGCUCUGGGCUGUACCCACAUUCCAGGAUAAGAACACAAGGGUUUCAGCCUACAAGGGGAUCGGAGAGAUGUGUCGAAACAAUUCUGAGUGUCAGAGCGACUGCUGUGUCACCAACAGCUUGAACCCACAGAAAUUCUGCACCUCCCAGACCGUGUUUUUGGAAUGUGUGCCCUGGAGGAAGCCAAAUGGGUUCCUCUGUGAAGAAAACACAGAAUGCCACAGCAACUGUUGCAUCAGGACUAGCAGCAACCCAGACAGGUUCUGCUCAUCAAAGACCAUCUUCAUGCAGUGUAUAUCUUGGCGCAAGCCCGAAGGAGCCAUAUGCCAACACCACCUUGAAUGCUGGGACCUGUGCUGCCUCCCACUGAGCGAGAACAGCCCUUCUUCCCACUGCACAAAGCGCACCGGGCUCCUGGCUCUCUGCCUGCCAGUCUGAAUGAACAAGAUCUUGUGUGAUACAGAACCCAAACUGGACUUCAGAGACCAGAAAGUGCUUUGCUCACAUCCAGACUGUUCCCUUAUUUGGGUUCUGAAAAUCUGUAGGAAUUAGAGCUCUCUGUCGCUUGCUGUUAAUGUGAAUUCCAUGAGUCCCACACAUGAAGCAUCUGGGGGAAAAAAAUCACAGGAUUGCUGCUGAGUUACUGCACGUAAAUAAAAACUCCUGGUUUACAAGGA